AAAUCAAUGGGGAGGACAACAGCUGCAUCUUCAAUUUAUGUGUAUGUGGAUUCGUGAUGCGUCGCGGUCCGGCGCCCCCGCCACCGGCCCUCAUAUUUAUACGCUAAAGCGGGCAUCGCGAAGAGUUCAAACGUGCGUCGGGCGCUCAGAACAGUAGACGAUUGAGAAGCGAUUCGCACCGCGUGGGUAGACAAGGGCGAGUGCAGUGUGCAGUGCGUACGGGUCGAGUCUUGUGUCGCUGAAAGCUCGCCGCGAAGCCUCCAGCUCCCGAGAGCGGCGGCACCGCGCGAGCGCCCGCCUCCGCCGACCGCCUCGCGUCAGUGCCGGGCCGGCCGCGCCGCAGACACCACGCUCCGGGCUUCACGAGACGCUCCUCAGCCCAGCUGGACUCUAGUGACAUAAACAUUUUACCGACCUGCAAUUGACGACCUCGACAUUCGCACUGACACUCAGUUAUAGAGGCGACGGCAGAUGGAUCGGCGGUGCGCGGCGGGGGCGCUGCUCGCGCUGGCCGCCUGCAUCGCGACCACGGCGGCGGCACCUACAGCCAGCAACCAAACUGCAUUAGAUUUAUAUGAAGGACCUUCGGAAGGAUGUUACUACAACUUUCAGCACUACGGGGAAGGUGAUCGUAUCAUGACAAACGAGCCCUGCCUCAACUGCACAUGCCACAAUCGAAUGCUGAUGUGUUAUCUGAGGGUCUGCCCCUUCACCAAACCUAUUGGUCAAGACUGCUCGGUUGAAAAGCGCGCUGACCAGUGCUGCCCCAUCGUCACUUGCCCUGAUGUUCCAGUUGACCUACUCACCUCGACUUCGACGUCAUCUCCGUCUGAAUAUGGCGAGACUGGACUCGGCAAGUUGGACAGAUACGGCUGCAGCAUUAACGGGAAAUACUUCCCCGAGGGCUCCAAGGUGCCGCCUUCUCCGAACAAACCGUGCGAACAUUGCUACUGCAUACGAAAUAUGACGACUUGUGUUAUGCAAGAAUGUACUCUUCACGUGGACGGCUGUACUCCGAUUUAUCGUAAAGACGUGUGUUGCCCUGUUCGCUACUCGUGUGAUCACCCCGAGGAUGAAAUACCACUCUUGGACGAUAUGACCACCACAGUGCGACCUACGCCAGGAUUCCUUCUGACCACCACAACUCUUGCACCAGUAACACAAAUGACACAAGAUUGUGUGCACGAUGACAAAAUAUUUGCUGAUGGUGCAUCAAUAAAAACAGAAAAGGCUUGCGAACAUUGUUAUUGCAUGAAAGGUGACAUUGUAUGUGUAGUGCAAGAAUGUGGCACUCCUAUGGAAAAUGAAGGCAAAAACUGCACUUCCAUGCCUCCACGUGAAGGCCAAUGCUGCCCCGAUACCUACAUCUGUGAAGGCGAUGAAAUGACUACUGAAACGAAACCUGAUAUAGCAACUGUAACCCCCUUCGAGGAUAUAACUACAUUAUCUCCACCAAGAAGAGUAAGUGUAGAAGGCAGUGGAUAUAGAAGUGAAACAGAUGAGCCAUCGACCGAAGCUCCACCAUUGGAGCCUGACACUGAAGGUAGUGGGGAAGAACAACCUUUCAAACCAACCGAUGCCAAUGAAAUGCUUCUUCCGGAAAGUGAAACCUCUCAUCCGUUAAUUGUAACUGAUCAAGAUGAAAUUCCAGACCAUUAUAGUCCAGGCACUACUGAAAUACCCGAAACGGAACCUAAAAUUACUGAAAAGACAACAACUGAGGCUGAUAAGGGAGAAAAUACCGUGCCGAGUGGAGAUUUCGAAGAAGAUAGUUCAGAUAAAACUUCACCUGAAACAACAACUACUAAACUUGAAACAGAAAAAGAGUCCUCCUAUGGCACGAAAACAACUACAUUACCUGAAGAUGAGUCUUCUCUAAAAGACAAAACUACUCCUCAUGAAGAAAUAACAGCUACCGAACCUGCCGUCAUUGCGGAAACAACUAUCGCUGCUCAUAAGUUACAUACAUCCCCAGGUAGCAUAGUUACUUCAGAAGACCAAGUGGCUGAAACUACGAUACCCACCAGAAGGAAAGAAGAAGAAGACGUGCCCAAGGAAGCAACAACACUGAAACAUUUGGAAGAAUCUACCACUGCAAGUGACUUCAUAGCUCCGGAUGUUGCUGCAACGGAAAGCACUACUGCUUCAUCCAUAGAACAAGAAGUUAAAACUACAACUUCACAGUUAAUCGAAAAAGAAAUAGAAGUUAAAGAAUCAACUACAGAAUCAGAUGCUAUUAAGACAGUUACCCAAACUGCUACGACUGUACAACCUGAAAUUGCUACCGAGUUUACUACUGUCAGCAAAGUUGACCUUUCUUAUACUACAUCAGCAAAUCCUAUUGAAAACGAAAUUGAUGAAGAAUCAUUCCCCACAUUGCCACCAGGUAGAAUACCCGGUGAAGGCGAUUGCUUACUUGAUGGUGUCACUUAUAGUCACGACAGUAUUGUACCCAGUAGCAGUCAUUGUCACACCAGUUGUAGGUGCAUCAGUAGCAUUGUCAAAUGUGAACCAAUCAUUUGUAGCCCACCGCCAGACUAUAUGGAUAACUGUCAACCGAUGUAUGAUUCUCCUGAAUCUUGCUGUCCUACUUAUGUAUGUGACCAUCCAAGAGAAACAGUUCCACCUCAAUCACAUAGUCAGAUGGCAGGUACAGAAAGUCCUAUUCCUACACCUACAAUCGAAUGUGAUGGGGACCAAUGCAAAACCGAUGAAGAUAAGAAAGAAACUACAUCAUCUGUACCGUGCACCUCUGAGGGUUGUACCGAUGAUUCAAAUAAAAAGCCUGACGAAUGUGGAUCUCAAGGGUGCGGCGAAUUUGCCGUUAAGCCAGAAGAAGCUCAUCCAGCUAUACCUACCGAAGAAUGUAACGGCGAUAGAUGUUCAUCAUCACAAGAUCAUUGUGCCUCAGGUAAAUGUGAAACAGAAAUUCCAAAAGAUCAAACGUGUAAUGAUGAAAAUGGUUGUGAAAUUCCUGUCAUUCAAACGUGCCAAGGUGAUGACUGCGCAACUCAACCUGACGUUACUGGUCCUAAGGAAGCAUUCACACCUUGUGAUAAUCCAAAUGGCUGUAAAGAUCAAACGUGUAAUAAUGAAAAUGGUUGUGACAUUCCUGUUGUUCCAACAUGUCAAGGCGAUGAUUGCGCAAUUCAACCUGAUAUCACUGCUUCUAAGGUUGAUUCUACACAUUGUGAUAAUCCAGAUGGCUGUAAAGAUGUCCAAAUACCAGAAAAAGUACCACCGUGUACAGGCGAAUCAUGCGUAUCUGAAUUGCCAUCUCAGAUACCACCAGAAUCUCAAGAUUGUAAGGAAGGCAGUGAUUGUGGUCAAAGUAAUCAGACUCCAACUGCUGAAGAAUGCAACGAAGAAGAAUGUAAAACAAAACAAGUACCAGAAAUUAAUAAACAUCCUAGUGAUUGCAUUGGCGAUAAAUGCACACAACAACAAGAUCAUGUACCACACAUAACUGAUAUACCAGAGUUUAGUACAGAGUCUACUCCAAUAGUAACUGAAUUACCUGAAGAACUGGGAACAAAAUCUGAGGAACCAGUUACCGAGUUACCAAAGACAACUGAUAUCGAAAAAGAAAUUGAACCCAGUGCAACCACCAAAGCUACCAUACCAGAAAAGGGCGAGGAAUCAGGUACAACUCCGCAAUACGAAGAUAUUGAUAAUGACAAAGAAAAAGAAACUCCUGUUUCUAAGAGCCCUGAAAUAGUAACCCAGGCAACAGUGGGUGAACAGGAAGAAAGCAUUACUGAAAGUGCCAACAAAGAAACAACAAUGGUUCCAUUAGAUAUCACCGAGGUAAAAGAAAUAUUACCAGAAGCAACACCAGCAUUCUCAGAAGUUCCAACGACAGAAUUACCAAGCUUAUCUGAUAAGGAUACUAAAGAAACAAUUACAGAUUUGCCAAGCUUUACUGGAACUGAGUUGCCAGAGCCAACGUCAAAACCAAUCAGUGACACGGAGUCUGAACUUCCAGAAGAUGCUGCUAAAGAUAAGGACACAACCGAGGGAGCAACUCAAAGUAGCUCUCCCAAGAUAACUGAGGAAACCACUAAAUCACCAGAGAUGUUAACUCUGGCUCCUGAAACUCUAGACAGAGAUGGCCAUGAAAAGCCAACGAAGGAACCAGAAUAUGUGCAAGACACUGAAGAAAAAAUAACCGAGACUGAACGUUAUACAUCUGCACCUGAACAAAUAACUGAAAAGGUAGAGGUAGAACCAAUCCAAGAAGAAGAAUCACAGGGUACGCCAACAACACCAAAAUCUUAUGAAGAUCAAACAGCUGCUCCGGAGGUUCUCGCAACAGCAUCUCCUGAGCCGCAAACUACUUCAGCACAAGAUGAAGACAAAAAACUGUCAGCGUCUACAUCAACACCUGAGCUUGAGCUAGUCACCAGUAAACCUGACGAUACCAAGCAGACUGUCGGUGAUAUGUCAUUACCAGAUACUACGGAAAUAGCAGAAACGCAAGCUCCAGAGAUAGUUGUUGAUGAAGCUACGUCUAAACCAGAAGACCUUGAUCUUUCUGAAAACAUUACUCCAGGUGAUGAUGAAAUAACGCCUAAACCGUUUAUAACAUUACCUCAAGAAACGUCUGCUGAAGAACCUGAGGACGACAAAAACGCAGAAACACCGCCACCUGUUACAGUUGACAUUCAAACGCAAACUCCAAUGUCCAUUGUGAAAGAUCACGGUGACGAUGACAGCACAGUUACACCUGAGCCAGCAAUAACCACUGAGCGUAGUACAUCGGAAUCAGAAUCACCGGACUCCGCGCAAUCACCGCAGCCAACAAGCAUACCUGCUAAAAUACCAUCGGAAGAGUCAGUAUCCGAUAUUGGAAAAAUGCCUAGUGUGAGUGAUGAAGAUAAUGCGGUUACGCCAACAGAAUUACCUGCAGAAAAGUUGGGAACACCAGCUGUCGCGGAAGAUGUAUUCCCAACAGAAAAACCUGUGGAUGAUUCAGAUAAAACUGCUCCAGAAACGGAAACUAGCACAGGUUCUUCGCCAGUAUCAGUACCAAUUGUCACUGAACCAAUAAGCUCGGAACCUUCUGUGACAGAAGCUAAUCUCCAAGAGUCUAGUGCCCCACAAGAAGAACCAAGUGACAAUACGGAAACCAAAUCGCCUACCUCCAUCCCGGAAAGCUCAUUACAAUCAACCACUGAAGGAGGAGAAAUCAUUACUCCUUCUCAGGAACAAGAAGAUGUUACUGAACUACCGGAAUUAAUAGUUCAUGAACACCCGACGGAACCGUCUUCAGUUGAAAAAGAAUCUGAGCAACCUGUGACCGAAGAGGCUGCUACUAAGGAACCACAGGAAAUGAUACCGGAAACGGUAACGUCUGAUGUACCCAUACCACAGGAUGCUCUAACUACUACUCCAGAAAUACCAGACGGCGUUACUGGUCCUAAGGAAGCAUUCACACCUUGUGAUAAUCCAAAUGGCUGUAAAGAUCAAACGUGUAAUAAUGAAAAUGGUUGUGACAUUCCUGUUGUUCCAACAUGUCAAGGCGAUGAUUGCGCAAUUCAACCUGAUAUCACUGCUUCUAAGGUUGAUUCUACACAUUGUGAUAAUCCAGAUGGCUGUAAAGAUGUCCAAAUUCCAGAAAAAGCACCACCUUGUACAGACGAAUCAUGCGUAUCUGAAUUGCCAUCUCAGAUACCACCAGAAUCACCAUCACGGAAACCAGAUCAAGAAUCUAUUACAAAAGCACCGGAAAUCACCCAACCUGAAACUACAGAAUCUAAGCUAGAUGAGGAACUGACUCACAUCCCUGAAUCAUUCUCUACUGGAGCACAAAAAGAGGUAACAGAAGGCCCAGAGUUACAAGCUACCGUUACUAGUGCUCCUAAGGUAUCGGAAACAGAACCACAAGGAACAAUAACAGAGUCGCAACCUUCCUUAACAGAAACAGAUAUGUUCGUAACUCAACCUCACAAAGAUACUACAGAAGCCCCAGAAUCAAUCGAUAUGGUUACCAAGCCCUCCGAUUCUUCAGAAACUACCUCGGAAUCACAAAAAGAAUCUCCAGCUAUGCCUGAGGAACCGGAAAUACAAUCCCAGACGGAAACAACAAAAACACAAGAUGUUACAACUACUCCACCAGAGCAAUUAACUGAGUCACAAAAAGAAUCUACAGAAACUCCAGAAUCACAAGAUACUGCAACGAAGGGGGUAGAUAAAUCUCCGGACAAAUUAGAUAAGGAAACUUCAAAAGAACCAAAGCCUCAAGAUGCGGUGACCAGCGUACCAGAAUUAUCUGAAACUGAACAACAAGGAGAACUUACGAAAGCGCCAGAGGUAACAGAUGUGGCCACCAAUAUCCCUGAGACACUAGAAACUGGUCCCAAAGACAAAACAACCGAAGCUCCUGUGGUACAAGAUCUAACAACAAGUCUUCCCGAGCUACCUAUUACAGAAAACGUACCUAUAGAGGAUACAAAGAUUCCUAUGAUAGGAGAAAAGGUUCCCGAAAUAUCUGGAACUGUACCUUCAAUAGAGGGUACUGAAGCUCCAACGCAUGAUGAUUCUUCAAGUGACGUUCCAGAAAUACACGCCACAGAACCUCAAAAAGAAGUAACUGAAGCUCCAGCAAUAGAAGAUAUAGUAACCAACGUUCCAGAGACUUCAAUUACGGAGUCCCACCAAGAUACACAAGCACCUGAAUCUCAGGAUACAGUGACAAGCUCCCCUGAAUUACCAGAAACUGAACCAAAGAAGGAAUCAACUGAAGCUCCUGAGUCACAACAAACAAGUUCAACCAUUCCCGAAACAUCACCAACUGAACCGAAGAAGGAAAUUACAGAGCUACCAGAAACCCAAGGAAUUACAGAUGCACCAGAAAUUUCAGCUGACACUAAAACUCCUGAAACUGAACCGAAGAAGGAGAUAACAGAGCUACCAGAAACCCAAGGAAUUACAGAUGAGCCAGAAAUUUCAGCUGAUACUAAAGCUCCUGACACUGAACCAAAGAAGGAGAUUACAGAGCUACCAGAAACCCAAGGAAUUACAGAUGCGCCAGAAAUUACAGUCGAUACUAAAGCUCCUGAAACCGAACCGAAGAAGGAGAUUACAGAACUACCGGAAACCCAAGGAAUUGCAGAUGCGCCAGAAAUUUCAGCUGACACUAAAGUUCCUGAAACUGAACCGAAGAAGGAGACUACAGAGCUACCAGAAACCCAAGGAAUUACAGAUGCACCGGAAAUUUCAGCUGAUACUAAUGCUCCUGAAACUGAACCGAAGAAGGAGACUACAGAGCUCCCAGAAACCCAAGGAAUUACAGAUGCACCGGAAGUUUCAGCUGAUACUAAAGCUCCUGAAACUGAACCGAAGAAGGAGAUUACAGAGCUACCAGAAACCCAAGGCAUAACAGAGGCACCAGAAAUUUCAUCUGAUACUAAAACUCCUGAAACUUCUGACAUGGCAUCUCCAGAGGAAGUAACAAUGGCCCCAGAAACACAAACAGUGGCAACGAAUGCUCCACAAGUACCAACUGUUUUGGAAACAGAAGUGCCAGAAACACCAGAAUCAUCAGAAAAAACCGUAACAGAGCCACACAAUGUACCUACAGAACCAUCAGAAAUAUUAGAAUCACAAAAACCAGAGACCGAAUUACCUGAAAUUUCACCUGAGUUGGCUACAAAUGCUCCAGAAAUGUUAGCGACAAAAUCUGAUAAGGAUAUAACCGAAGCGCCAGAGCAAGAAUUUACAACUAAGACACCACAACCAUUAGAGACUGAGCCAGAGCCAGAAAAAUCUUCCAUCACAGAAAAGGACGAGUCAGUCACAGACACACCGUUAAAAAUAACAACGAAAUUUGAUGAUCAAACUAAAUCUGAACCACAAGAAUUUGUUACUCCCACUGAAUCGUCGAAACCCGAAACAGAAAAACCACUAACUACGGAAGUUGGAUCCUCAACUGAAGCAGAUAAAAAGAUCGAGUCACAGGCAACUGAAUAUCCGGUCAAGAUAGCAGAUUCAGAUUCUGAAACAGAGAAACCCCACGAAGGAGUAGAAAUUAAGACGGAAAUGCCGUUCGCGGAACCCGCACAGACUGAAUCACCUGUUUCUGGAUCCAUUGAAUCCGAAACUAAAGUACCUGAAUUAAUUGAUACUGAAUUGGGUGCAACAGUACCACAAGAAUUGCCUGUGACAGAAAAGCAAGAUUCAAGGCGAACCGAACCAACAAGUACUCCAGUUAAAGAAGAUGUUACCAAAGCUCCAGAAACUUUAGAAACGCCAGAGAAAACAACAAUCAUAUCCGAAGAACCUGAGCAAACGACAAAAGAAGAAUACCCAGAAACAACACCAGACUUAGUAUUAUUAGAGGAACAUACGCAUAAGACUGUAUCCCCUGAUGUAGAAACAAGUACUAGUCCUUCCGACAUACCAUUAAAGGAAUAUCCUUCGACACCUGAAAUAUCCAUAGAGAAGGUAACAGAGUCUGCCCCGAGUACGGAAUCAGAAAAGUCACCGCAAGAAGACGUGAUAUCCGACAAGGAUCAAAGCGUACCAGAACUGACAGAAACCACGACACCUGAAAAAUCAACGGAGCCUUUGCCUGUGUCUGAGGAGAUCACCACGAUAUCUCCUCUGCCUGAAUCUCUAGAUACUGAAAAACCACAUACUGUAGAAUCUAAUGAAAUUUCUACGUCCCCACCGACGGCAACUGAAGAACCAACAGAAACUGAGAAGCCGUUAGUACCAAGCGUUGAGUCUGAAUCAGAGAAACCACUUGUGGUAGAAACGAAUGCACCUGAAGAAGAGUUUAUCUUAGCAACCACCAAAGCCACAACUAUAAAAGCAGAAGAACAAUCCACGACACUUUCACCGUUACUUGAUAAAUUCGGCAAACCUGAUGAUGAAGCACAAAAACCGGCAGCUGAACCUGAAAAAUCACAACCUGAUGUUACUGAAGAAUUACCGAAACCUGGAGCCAACGAAGUGCAACCCACAGAAGAAGCAUUACCACCAGAAGAAGAAAGCCACUUCCCACCGAGCGGAACUAGUGGUUACGGACAAGAGCCUGAUUACGGAGAAGAAGAUUCCUUCGGUCCUGGUACUUGUCGAUAUGGUGGAAAAGUAUACGUAUCUGCACAGCAAAUACCAAGAGACGAUCCUUGCGAUUUCUGCUUCUGCUUUAGAAGUGACAUUAUUUGCCUUCAACAAAGUUGUCCUCCGCCAAUUCAUGGCUGUCAUGAAGAACCUAUCCAAGGAUUCUGUUGUCCUCGAUAUGAAUGCCCAGUGUCCAUGGCGACUACUCUCAACGUUACGACAACAACGACAACGACGACGACAACGUUGCCGCCACACUUCCUACCUCACGCCUACAAGGGCGCUGCGCAGAGAAGAGGCUGUCAAAUAAAGGGACACACUUACAAAGUGGGAGAAGUCGUACGAGCAUCAUCAGGACCAUGUUUACAUUGCACAUGUGGAGGAGACGGUCAAAUGAAGUGCGACCCCAAGGUGUGUACGCCAGAGCCCAUGCUCAGACAAAUGAUCGCCGCUGCGGUGUCCGCGAAGCGACGAAGGUGAAAUACCCCCCGAGAGAUGACUCAUUUGCCUGCGACGUCACUAGGGUAAAGGACCUAUGUGAUAAUACUUCCAUCUACUCUUUUAUGCACAAGAAUAAUGCUCAAAUUAUCCCGAAGGAAGGAGUAGUGUAAGAUUUCGUGUCAUAUAUGGUAAUUUUUUUUAACUUUCAUAAAGUCAUGGCACGCACAACUCAAUAAUACUUGACUGUGAUUAAAAUAUUAAAUUAGAUUUUUCUAAAUCUGAAUUGUUAGUGUUUUCGGGUCUUCAUUAUUAAGUCUAAUUUAUUAUUAUUAUUUAUCUUUUCAUUAACAAAAGUCAGUGCCAAACGAUAGUGCUAAGUUGUAAUUGACUAUGCCUUUAUGAUAACAUGAGUUUCAAAAUUUAUUAACACUUUAAAGUGAAACUGACCAAAGCGAAGCUAUUCGAUGUCGAUAAUAAUUAUACUUAUUGAAACGACAAAACACUUCCAGCUUCGUGUCGUUGGUCACUAGAUCGCCGAAAUCUUGACCAUUUUUACUUAUGUACACUUAAUUUACCGAAAUAGUUAAGUUUAGUCAAAAUCUUUGUUUUUACACGAUGUUAUAAUAAGCGAUCUAGUAUCGUGUAAAUAUGAAGUAACCCAUAAGGAUCCCUGAUGUAAAUGCCUUACUUAAUUUGUAAUAAUUUAUAUAUGUUAGGUGUAUAGUACUUAAGCCAUGUUUUAAGACCAGUGACUAUUAUAAUUUAGAAGUUAGAAAAAGGAAGCCACUUCAUGUUGAUAGGGCGAAAAGCGUCCGUCGACGCGAGCGGGGCACGCGCGCCGGCGCAGCCUUGGCGAGCGCUUUUCCUGCCUCCACGUCUGACAGAAAGUGACAUCACGACUGAUCUUGUUUUCUCUAAUUCGUGAAGGUGCACAGUUUUUACUAGCACUUAUUUAGUAAUAGUGACCAAUAUUUUUAAAAGUGUUUUGUAAAGAACUUUUUGCAAUAUGAUGUUAAUGAGCAUAUUGUAGGAUCUUUUGUAACUUUUGAUAUUAAAGUGCUGGUAGACUUAAAUACAUGACCUUUCAUGUGUAACAGAUCAAGACGGGUACGAAAGUUGAUCAGACUUUGCGAUCGUUUUUGGAAUGAUAUUACUUAUAUGUAGAGAUGUAAAUAACGAUUGCAUUAAUUCGUACAAACCUUCUUCUGUGUAUGUAAGUUGUAGUUAUAUUUCUUCUUAUUUAUUUAAAGUUGUAGUUUUGGUUGUAUAUCAUGAUGAGAUAGGUUGUCAAUACGAGAAAAUAUUAAUUUUCUUUUAUAAAAAAAAUAUAUUCAGGUUUUCAGGAAAAUAGAUCAUUUUAUUUCAACUCUAUUUUAUUUGUUUAAUUAGUUAUUACCAAGCUACAAUCUAUCUGUCUGUGCUACUGUGCAAGAGAGUUUAAAUAAAAUAUUUCAAGUGAA
Messenger RNA from Cydia fagiglandana, 10967 nucleotides. RefSeq names its product mucin-2. Gene Ontology annotation, molecular function: protein binding. The coding region runs from base 472 to 9546 and encodes 3024 amino acids. The record is from RefSeq and is a predicted model, not a curated record. The transcript has 8 exons. Lineage: Eukaryota; Metazoa; Arthropoda; Insecta; Lepidoptera; Tortricidae.